GCUCGAGGCCAAGAAGCACGUGGUUGUCGACAAGCCCAUGUGCGUCACGUCGGCCGAAGCGAGCGUCCUCAUCGAGACGGCCCGCGCCAACAACGUUGCCCUGACCGUCUUCCAGAACCGCCGGUGGGACUCGGACUUUCUCACGGUGCGCAAGCUGCUCGAGAACAAGACGCUCGGGGACCUCUCGCACUUUGAGGCCCACUACGACCGCUUCCGCCCGUCGCUCAAAGGUACAUGGAGAGAGAGUGCGGACGUCGGUGGCGGCGGCCUCCUCUACGACCUCGGUGCGCAUCUCGUCGACCAAAUGCUUACGCUCUUUGGCCCACCGACGAAUAUUUCGUCUGACGUCCAGAGCCAGCGCGAAGGCUCGAGCAACGAUGACUACUUCCGCCUCGAGUGCCAGUACCCGGGCCUGCUCGUCGUGCUCACGUCGGGUAUGCUUGUCGAGAACCCGACGCCCAAGUACACGAUCCGCGGCGCGAAUGGCUCGUUCAUCAAGUAUGGCGAGGACGGGCAAGAGACCGCGCUGCGUGCGGGGCGGACGCCGUUGACCGACGGCGACAGCUGGGGCCACGAGCCCGAGGCGCACUACGGCGUCCUUGAGCGUCCCGGCCAACCGGACGAGCGCGUCGUGAGCGAGCCGGGCAACUACAGCGCCUACUACAUUGGCCUUGCCGACACAAUCCAGCACGGUGCGGCGCGGCUUGUCCAUCCCGAAGAGUCGGCGGCGGGCAUUGCGAUCCUCGAGAAGGCCAAGGCAGUGUUCUUGGCCGCGCAGACGUAGAGUGUAUUCGACAAACAUUAGUCGAUUAGAUAGAGUUGUAAAAACAAGAUGUCGUUCGAUC
Saprolegnia diclina VS20 is the source of this 845-nucleotide messenger RNA. RefSeq lists its product as hypothetical. The coding region runs from base 38 to 784 and encodes 248 amino acids. NCBI's taxonomy places the organism in Eukaryota, Oomycota, Saprolegniomycetes, Saprolegniales, Saprolegniaceae. The transcript has 2 exons. The record is from RefSeq and is a predicted model, not a curated record.